Molecule: messenger RNA, 5134 nt
Organism: Porites evermanni
Lineage: Eukaryota; Metazoa; Cnidaria; Anthozoa; Scleractinia; Poritidae
Source: the annotation of a GenBank genome assembly
AUGCCUCGAAAUGUGUUACAGACUUUGACAAUUGUAGGUUUAGUAGCCGCUACAGUUUUUGUGGCCCAUAAUUUUGUGCGGUAUAUUUUGCGAGGUAAGUCUUUUCGUUUCCCCUUUUCGUGAUUAUUAUGAUUAUUGCGUACAAAGCCACGUUUAAACUGGAACAGACAAACACGGUACGAGCGAACUGGCAGCUGAGCAGGGAGGAGGUGAUAAGACAUUUUUUUUUUCCAUUUAGGCAUUAUUUAAGCUUACCGGCUAAACAAGAUCAGCCCAGGUCGAUUUUACUCUUCCAUGAGCUGAAGUGUGUUAGAAAUUUGUAGCCUAAGUAUUAAGAUUAUGUGGCAUAAAAUUUGGGCCGAACAGUUUUCGCCUAUCAACCUUCUUGAACUAGAUAAGCUUUUAUGAAAGAUAAAAAAACAUUAUAUAGUCGAAAAUAGCUUCAGUGUCGUACUUGAAAAGUUACUGAUUAGCUUUUUUCUUGAGUAGAGGCGAUAUAUAAUAAAGAAGCUUUAAUGUAGGGUAAACAAAAGCUCAAAAUUUUACAGAUAUUUUAAUAUCUGUAAAAUUAAUAAGUUAAUUUAAUGCAAGUUAAAAUUUGCAUUAAAUUAACUUUAAAAGACCCUUUUUUGUAGUGUUGGGUAAUAUUACUAACUUUUUCUUGUUAGAAGCUGGAAAAAUUUGCACCCAGCAAUCACUUCCGGUUUGAGACAAACUCUUAAGCUUUGUUAACUGUCAUAAAAUGUGUGGUUACUGGAAUUCUGGUAUGGUUAUUGAAUAUUUAUGAAAUAGCAUUGAGUUUGCAGACUAGACAGUUAUAUUAUAACAGCCAUCAUUUCCAGAUCAAAGGGAGUCAUGUAGUUGUUGGUUUUUGCUUUGUUAGUUAAUGGAGGUUACUCUGAAUGGACAGUGUUUACCGAGUGCACAAAAACAUGUGGUACUGGCACAAGAUUCCGCACACGAACAUGUGACAACCCCUCUCCAAGAUUUGGUGGGUUCGAGUGUGGUGGAGAAGAUAGCCAGACAUUUAAAUGCAACAUUCUUCCUUGCCCUGGUAAGUUAACAUUCUUACCCUGCCCACCUAAAAAAAUUAAAAUACAAAAAGUGAUUGUAUGUUUUGAGGAAAAUAGAGUUGGCUGGUAAAAGGUCUGGAGGCAAGAAGUGUUAAGAAAGGCUGUGUUUGGAAAAAAAGUAAGAUGCAAGCUGUCCCAAAUGUCUCGUUACUGCACUUAUGAGAACAAAAAAAUGACCUGACCAUCAUUCAUUCAGUUAUUCAUUCUUAUGCAGAUGAAUGCAUGGAGCUAUGAGCCAGUAUUAGGUCAAAAAAACAAGUAAAAGAUAAUUUAAAAAUUGAACCAAGUAUAAAAGUGUAUACUAACCUUGCCAAGGCCUUAUAGUGUGCUUUUAAAGACCAGAGUGAGCUGUGGUGGUCUUUAUUUCGACACCACCAGCUGUUAUGAUGACUUUCAAAGUUUAAGAGACUGGAGUGUAAUAACAUUAUAUUGGGGACUAUAGAAAAAAAAUUGACUAUUCCAGUGUCCAAUUCUCAAAAUUUGCCUGUCCAGCUCCUAGCCUGGGCCAUUGUCUACAUUGGCAAUGUAUAAGAUUUAGUUAAGAGAUGACUUACCUGGGCCUUUGCCUAUAUAUUGAGCAAGUGCAAGCAUGAAUCAUUAGAUGCCUGACAGAAAUUAGUCAACAAGCCAACACAACCAGACAGGCUUCUGUUUUGAGCCUUGAUUACAAUGUAUGAUUGUGUACAAGGCAGGGUCACCAUUCAUCAAUGUCACGCAAAAUUUAAGAGAUUACUGAAAAAGUUUAUAACUAUGCCCUAAAGUGAUGAUAACAAUUAUGUAAUGUCACUGGUAGUGCACAUGUAAUACCUAACUACAUGAACAUACACAGUUGAUGGUGGCUAUAGUCCUUGGUCAGACUUUGGCGAAUGUUCAGUGACUUGUGGUGAGGGUGUGCAGCAACGUGAGCGCAGAUGUGACAGUCCUCAACCAUUGUUUGGGGGCAAAAGUUGUGACAAGUUAGAACUGGGACCAAGCAUUGAAACCAAGGCCUGUGUAUUGGAUAGUUGUCCUGGUGAGAUUAUCGUGCUUGUAAUACUUUUGAUCUUUAGAGGUGUAGGUGUUUUCAUGCAGUUCUGAGGAUUUAAGAAAAGAUUUUUUUUCAAAGUGACAAUGUUAUUUAUUGUAACGGUUGCAGUUAAUGGUGGCUAUGGCCAGUGGAGUGAGUUCAAAGAUUGCUCAGUAACUUGCGGGGAAGGAGUGCAGCAAAGAGAGCGCAAAUGUGACAAUCCUGAACCUCAGUUUGGUGGUAAGACGUGCGCUGAGCAAGAACUGGGACCUGACGUGGAGACUCAAACUUGUCAUAAGGACCCUUGCCCGAGUGAGUAGUACAGUCAAACCUGGAUCAACCCCUUAACCCUUUAAGCCCCAAUAUCCACAUACAAAUUCUCCAAACUGAUCUCUGUAUAUUUCCUUAAAGAAUGUGUUGAGAAUUUGAUAAAAGAUUAAAGCAUUUACUCUUAGAUGAUCAUUUUAUUAACUUUCAUAACCUAAUCUCCUGACAAUCUACGGAUAUUGUUAGGAGAAAAUUGAUGUUGGUCACCAUUGGGACUUAAAGGGUUAAUAAACCUAAUAAUUAUUCACACUUCACAAUUUUCCCUACACAUUUCCCGUGAUACUCAUCAGAGGAAUUUGUGUCACAAUUAAGACCUUGAGAAAGACGUUUUUGCAGUUUGGCUUGUAAGAAGAAUCUGAGUUCUCCCAACAGGAGUCAAACCAGUCCUUUGGUCUUCUAGUGUCUGGUCCAAAUUUAAUACUCUACCACUAUGCUACAGUGGAUUCAUUGGAACUAAGGCCACUGAAUUAGGGCCAUGUGAAUCGAGACCUUUUUCACUUGUCGGCCAUUUCUUUAUCUUUUUUUUUUUCAUACAACCCUGUUUGAUUGAGCAGUGUUACUGACAAUAAGAAGAAAGUAAAAAACACAAGGGUCUGUAAGUGCCACAUUCCUCCAUAUAUUCUACUGUAUUUAGCAGAAAACAAGUGUUAAGAAGACAUGAGCAAGAGUUUCUUAUCAAAAUGUUUGAACAGAUCCAUGCGAAUAAAAAAAAAUUAGAAAGAGUACAUUAAAAACACAGAUCAGGCAGUCAAAAGCUUGAUUUUUAAAAACAUUUUCAGUUAGAGAACAGUUGUUAAAAUUUAAUGGCAUCUUUUGAAAAUGCAUAACCCUGGAAGCAGUGAUUUUGUUACCUCUGCGUCCUGUGUCCUUGAUGCGUAAAAAUCCCCAAAGAUGCAAAUGAUUCAUGGCAUGCGUCCCAUAAAACGCAAAUAUUGAUCACUAGAUCAGAAGAUGCUUUUGUAGAAUAUCCUGUUCAUGUGAUUUCUGUGGCCAUUAUUGUGGUUGUUGUUUAACGAUGCAUAUUUAUUUUAGUCUUUUUUGUGCUUUAAAUAGAACAACUAUAUUUUUUAUUUUGGUAAACUGUACUACAUGUAAAGACAGUGUGAAGAGUUUUGGAGUCUGUCUUCAUAUUAACUGUCUGGUUGCAGAAAGGCCCAAGCAUUUUCAAUUUAGGAUUCAUUGUUUUUUGAACUGGGACUCAUUGGUUCUGCACUGGGACCCAUGAUUUUUCACAAGAUGAGUUCCGGGACUCAACAUAACUAUUUGUAAGAAAAUCACUGUGGAAGCAUUGAUUAUUUCACAGUUGAUGGAGGUUACUCAGAGUGGUCAUCCUACAGUGAGUGUACAGUAACUUGUGGGGGAGGUACUCAUGAGAGAACCAGAGAAUGCACCAACCCUGCACCUGCUAAUGGUGGGAGGGGCUGUGAAGGCCUGGGACCAGAUAAGGAGACAGAAGAAUGCCAAACCGAAGCUUGUCCUCCUGAACAAGAUCAAGGGUAAUUUAUACACAAUUGUUGGAUGAUGUUUUUGUGAUAAUUAUCCAGAAUAAUCAAGGUUGUAGAUUGCGAGCAGUCUCUUUAUUUUUCUUUUGAGUCAAGGAAGUUAAUAGCAUGCGUGGGAGGCACCCCACCAGUCUCUCCUCCCUUUACCAUUAAUUUGAAUAAUUUCCCUUUUUCGCUCGUUGCGCCUGGCAAUAGAGGAAAGAAGAAUGACCACUCACAGUCUAUCAAGGUUUAUGUAUUGUAAGUGUUAUCACCCAAGACUAUUAAUACUUACCGUGUCCUUUAUUUUUCGGGGUAUCAUAAAAACUGGAUCUGUUUUAUUAUACAUUGUUUUGAAGGAAAUAAUGUCAUCAUUGCACAACUGAUUGCUCUUGGAAUCAUGCAUUGUGCAUGCAACCUACAGAUUAGUCAGUUCAGUCUGCUACCAGAUAACUAACUAAUCUGUUGGUUAACGGGAUUUCCAAAGUUAACUGCAGGUUAUUGGCCAAUGAGAAUACAGAUAGUGAGUACAAUGUCUGUAUAAUAUGUAAUAUGAAGGAAUUUAGCAAUUAUCAGUGAAGGAUUAUGCAGGUCAGCUGAGGUGGAUAACAGCAUCCAAGAUAUAUAGUAUUGUUUUAUUAUUCAUGUAAAAUAUUUCCAACAUAGAAACAUACUUACAUGUACCUUGAUCGAUGGAAAGUUUCCACCUUUGUAAGAUUUCCUUUUACCUUGUGGCAGUUUCAGCAGGUGUUCUUCACAUAGCAGUUGUUAUCCUAUCCUUUGUAUGUAUUUAAGUACAUGUUGGUGGUAUUGUUGGGGUAAGUGUUGAUGUGGGUAGUGUAAAAAAUACAAGCCACUAGCAAGCUUUUCUAAACUAUACAGUGACAAGUAUAUAAUGUAUUGAUUCUGAUAGUCCAACUGCCCGAUAACACACGUCAAUCAUAUGGACUCAAAAGAGCGUUUGUUUUAUCUUUAAGUGUUCAAUUUUUUGUGUGUGUGAUUUCUACAACAGCAAACAGCAAAACAAAGAAGAGGAGGUCAAAGACACCAAGAGUGAAAACGAGGAAAGUAAAGAGAAAGAGGAGGAUGAAAAGAACGAAGGAGAUAAAGGAGAGACGGAAAAGAAGGAAGAAAGCAAAGAAGAGGAUGAAAAGAAAGAAGAUAAAGAAGACACUGAUAAAAAGGAGGAAAACAAAGAAGAGGUUGAAAAGAAAGAGGAAAAAGAAGAAGGAAAAAAAAGAGAGUGA